Molecule: messenger RNA, 1575 nt
Organism: Triticum dicoccoides
Lineage: Eukaryota; Viridiplantae; Streptophyta; Magnoliopsida; Poales; Poaceae
Exons: 4
Coding region: 845-1186 (113 amino acids)
Source: RefSeq, a predicted model, not a curated record
CCUGACCAAAAAAGACUUUUCGGCCUACUCCUAACCAAAAAGGUCUUUUCGGCCCAGGUACCUUUUCGGCCAAGCCAAGGCCGAAAAGUCCAUUUCGGCCAAAGGGAGGCCGAAAACACCCUUUUCGGCCCACACGAGGCCGACGGGGUACUAGUUUUGAUUUUUCUCUACUCUUUACUAUAGUUUCCGAAUUUGCUAUAAAAUACGUCAUAGUUUUGAAAAAAAAUCCAAUUUGUGCCCUCUCUUGUUUGAGGAGUAUGGAUGGAGCAAUUGCACCGGGAACUCGGCCGGCAGGUCCACCAUUAAUAAGCAAAUAAAGUUUAUAAGGAGGAAUGACACCCUCACCCUCACUGUGGCCUGCUUCUUCCUGACCGGCGAACAGGCGACCCUCCCGUCCCUUGCUGACAUGUUGCGUGCCAUGGUCUCUGACUGCAUUAUAACCAACUCAAAGUCGUGACUGAAGAUCUUCUGAAGCAGCAAUUCCAGAAAUGUCAGUUGGCCGUUCUGUCUGUCAAAGGUGGCAAUCCUCUGUUCCAUAUGCUGGUUUUUGGGGUUUCUAUCACAUAUUCGCGUUGACUUGUGAACUUGGUGUAAUCAUCCAAGUUUCUCGCCAACUGUGCUCCCUAUUGGGGUGGCUUGUGAUGCCACUUGCUGGAUCAACUCUAACCUCCUCAGUCCUCAUAUGCCUCUGGUGUGCCCACCCGUUAGCUGUGUGCUCUGCUACUGCCUGUAGUCCCAACUCGUAAGUCGACCUCGCCAUCUGCAACUCCGGCAUAGCAUGCACGCACCUGAUCGGAGUAAUCUGACGCCGAGACCGAGCUGCUGCAAAUUCGACUAAUCCGCCAUGAAGCAAAUGAAGUCCCUACAGCAGGAACAGCUAGUAUCUGAUCAGACAUUUCGAAGUUCAAAGUGUGGAGCGGCAACUGCUUCUAUGUGUACGACACCCUCGAUGUCCACCGCGUCAGGUGGCUCUGGCGUGUGCACCUGCGCGCUAGCUGUGUCCUGCCCCUCCUACGUCAACAACCUCACCGUCUUCAACUCCGGCACUGCCUGGCCCCACAUCGCUGGUGUAAUUUGUGGCCAACACCGAGCGGCCUGUCCAUCACUUUUGCGUGGUCAUCCUCCAUGCCGUGAUGUUCUAGGCAAGCAGCAGCUAGCACAUGCUCAUUUAGCUCUGACGGUGUGACAUUGGUAUACCUUCAGUGCAGCCGUUACAUAAACGAGACUUCGCAGGCAUGAACAUUGAUCAUCACCUUCCUUGUAAAAGAAGGCGCGACGGUUCAUCGUGUAGGUACUAAAAUAUAUAUUAUGUAUGUAACACGAGACACCAAGACAUCAAGAAAUGUGCCUCGUUUGAACAGCUUGGUAAAUCUUACAGAGCCGUUCUUGAACAACUACCCUCCUUUUCUGUUUAAAUAUUAAGCAGAUGCGAUGAAGGCACCUGAAUUUAUACAGACAUGAGUCACUAUCCAUCACAGCUUCUAACUCUUGUUGGUGGCAAGCAAACAGGAGAGUAGCUGAGUAGAUCACCAAGUCUUUAGCAGUUAUUUGCUUGAUGUUACAUUUUGAGUUAAU